AUGACCAAGGCGACGCCCGCGCCCCGCGCCGGCCCCGCCAAGAGCAAGAGCACGAGCAAGCGCACGGCACAAGAGGAGCCUGCCUCUCUGCCGGAGCGCAAGCCGUUCGGUCAAGAAGACUCAGACGACGAGGAGAUGCCCGAGACGCUGCCGGACGAGGCUGACGACGACGACGACGACCUUGUCAUUGACCAAGACCUGCCAGAUGUGACGCAGGCGCCUGGACAGGGCGCAGACGUCGAUGACGGUCGCUUGCGCUUCCAGCCGAUCAGUGCGACUGCCCUCGCGGCAGCGAAUGCGGGCGUGGAUCCGAAGGUCAAGUCGCAGCUGCGCAAAGUGCCCAUCCCGCCGCACCGCAUGAGCCCGCUGAAGCGCGACUGGCCCAAGAUUUACACGCCGCUCGUCGAGCAGGCGGGGCUCAUGGUGCGUAUGAAUGUGCGAACGCGCUGCGUUGAGAUCAAGUCGUCGAAGCACACGGAGGACCUCGGUGUGCUGCAAAAAGCGAGCGACUUUGUCAAGGCGUACGCACUGGGCUUUGAUGCCGACGACGCUCUGGCGCUGUUGCGUCUCGACGAUUUGUACGUCGACUCGUUUGAAAUGAAGGACGUGAAGACCCUACACGGCGACCACCUAAGCCGUGCGAUCGGCCGCAUCGCUGGAAAAGACGGCCGUACGCGCUUCGCGAUUGAGAACGCGAGCCGUACGCGUAUCGUGUUGGCCGAUACAAAGAUCCAUAUCCUGGGUGCCUACCAAAAUAUCCGCGUGGCCAAGGACGCGAUUGUGGCCCUGAUCAUGGGCAGCCCGCCCGGCAAGGUCUACUCCAAGCUGCGCACCGUCAGCGCGCGCAUGCGCCAGCGCUCUUAG
Molecule: messenger RNA, 864 nt
Organism: Malassezia sympodialis ATCC 42132
Lineage: Eukaryota; Fungi; Basidiomycota; Malasseziomycetes; Malasseziales; Malasseziaceae
Gene: PNO1
Product: Pno1p
Cellular component (GO): nucleus
Molecular function (GO): RNA binding
Source: RefSeq, a predicted model, not a curated record